Molecule: messenger RNA, 756 nt
Organism: Lizanozyma spartinae
Lineage: Eukaryota; Fungi; Ascomycota; Pichiomycetes; Serinales; Debaryomycetaceae
Gene: RHR2
Product: glycerol-1-phosphatase
Exons: 1
Coding region: 1-756 (251 amino acids)
Biological process (GO): response to osmotic stress; glycerol biosynthetic process
Molecular function (GO): sn-glycerol 1-phosphatase activity; beta-phosphoglucomutase activity
Source: RefSeq, a predicted model, not a curated record
AUGACAUUAGCUACUCAACCAAUUAUCUUUUAUAUCAAUGCUGCAUUGUUUGAUUGCGACGGUACCUUAGUCAACUCAACUGGUGCCAUCUCUGAAUUUUGGAGAGAUUUUGCACAAACCAGACCUCAUGUUAACCCAGAAGAAAUCAUUAGAACUUCCCAUGGUGUUAGAACAUUUGAUGUGAUUGCCAAGUGGUCUCCAGAAGAUGCCAUUCCAGAAAAGGUUACUGCUAUGGAAGCUGCUAUUCCCGAUUCCUUCGGUGAUAAGGCUAAACCCAUUGUUGGUGCCGUUGAGUUGGUCAAAACUUUAGAUAAAUUCUCUAAAGAAGAAACACAAGACGGUAAACAAAGAUGGGCCAUUGUUACUUCCGGUACUUACCCCUUAUGUACAAAGUGGUUGAAGUUGUUGACUAUCACCAAACCAGAUACUUUUAUCACUGCUGAAAAAUGUUCUAAAGGUAAACCAAACCCCAUGGGUUAUCAAAUUGCUAGAAAUGAGUUGGGUUACGAAAACCCAGCCAAGAAGGUUGUUGUUUUCGAAGAUGCCCCAGCUGGUAUUGCUUCUGGUAAGGGUGCUGGCGCCAUGGUCGUUGGUAUCUGUUCAACAUAUGGUCCAGAGAAAGUGAAGAAUGCUGGUGCCGACAUUGUUGUCGAUGACUUGAGCUCUUUCAAGGUUGAAGAAUACAACCCUGAAACAGAUGAGUUCAAGAUUCUGGUGACUGACUAUCAUUAUGCUAACCCUGAAGUGUUAGCUUAA